AUGUCAUCCCAACGAAGUCCCCCAGACUAUGAUGACUUCUUUUCCCAAAACAGCAUAUUGAAUAUCUUCAGACAAUGUCAGGAGUUAUGCCCAAGUCUGGAUAUCGGCGGUCCCGGUGAACUUAGAGCCUUGACCUCAUCUUCGACAGAGCUGGCUAAGGAUCUACUUCAAUGUGGGAAGUUAGACUAUAACAAGCCAGACGAUGAUGGACGUAUAGAGCCGGGCGAAGAACCGAUCCAGGAAAUCGCGAACUUCGUGGCACGCUAUUGGGGCCCGCGCGAUAUCGGCGAGACGCGUAUUGAAACCAACGCAUACCAAUCCAUACUCAAUAGGCUGGAAAAGCUUAGCGAGUAUGAGCCUGCGCUCGGGCAAAUCUGUCGCGGGGUGACUGAACACCUAUUGUUCGAAUGCGCUUCGAGUCCCGAAAUUUUGGAAAACCUAUUUCGAGGCGACACCUUUGAAUUAUGCUACACGUCGAGCGCUUAUAUCGAAUACCGGAAUCGCCUCGCGAAUGAUGGGAAGGAUCAAAAUGCCGAGCUGUGGUACAUUGAGGACCGGCCAACGACGGUGAUGUUUCACAUAUGGUCCGAGACCAUCAUGACUUGCCUAAGGAGAUUAAAGCGGCAACUGGAAGCUAUUGCACCUACUAGGGGACGGGAGACAUCAAGUCAGUUCCUGGAGAAAAUGCGCCACCUAGCUCCCUACUACACGAAGGCGGAUCUUGCGCGCCGGGCACUUCUGACACGGAUCGGUCUGCCAAUGGAGUACUACAGGCAGCUGGGAAACGAGGUCUUCAGGCCUGAGAAAUUACCUGAGACCUACAGGCUUGUGAAAUACGCCGCGUCACUCCGUGUCGAUCCUUUGGACCUGACCUGUCCGUUCCCGUCGGCGAGUUUUCCCACUGAGCUACGGAUGGGGGCCGCUACGGAGAACAAAUGGAGACUGAAUUCGGAGUAUGAGUAUAUAUCAUGCCCACUACGCCUACGGUGGAGAGACAUCGAUCACCUCUUCUGUGUGAGACAUAGCCGACAUGAAGUUGUUGGUAGUGUAGAUAAGGAUGAAGACGCCCCCGUCGCUCCUAUCGAAUAUAGUGAUCGAGCUGCUGUCGUUUCGGAUGAGUGUCUGCUCUACAUCCACCGUCUCACGAAGGGAGGUGAUGAGGUCAAUGGGGGUUCGUUCCGCAACGAAACAGCCACCGGUUGUGCCCGUCGCGUUUCCUUCACGUCCGUGCCUCGCACCUAUUCCGGCGGUGAAUCAGCCCUCCUCAAGAUCCUCGGAGAAAUCCGUGCCGUCGUAGAAGACUACUUUGCAGACAAGGACUUGCCGGAAUACGUCGGAGUGGACCGCGACGGAUGGGAUUCUUGGGAUCUGGUGAUUUUCUCAGAGGGGUAG
Messenger RNA from Cladophialophora immunda, 1392 nucleotides. RefSeq lists its product as uncharacterized. The transcript has 3 exons. Bases 1 to 1392 code for a protein of 463 amino acids. Lineage: Eukaryota; Fungi; Ascomycota; Eurotiomycetes; Chaetothyriales; Herpotrichiellaceae. The record is from RefSeq and is a predicted model, not a curated record.